Messenger RNA from Micromonas pusilla CCMP1545, 369 nucleotides. RefSeq lists its product as uncharacterized. The transcript has a single exon. NCBI's taxonomy places the organism in Eukaryota, Viridiplantae, Chlorophyta, Mamiellophyceae, Mamiellales, Mamiellaceae. The record is from RefSeq and is a predicted model, not a curated record. Bases 1 to 369 code for a protein of 122 amino acids.
AUGGAUACCUCAGAGGCAUCAAAACCUCACGAAAUCGCGCGAAACUCGGCAAAUCGAACGAUCUACACCAGAAACACCCCAUGGAGAAAUUUCAGGCGUAAAACCGAACGAAUCGAGUUCGAGAUGACCCCGAACUCGGUGCCGAGCCAAGAUCGUGUUCUCGUCGUCGUCGCGGGUUCCGGGAGUUCUCCCGAGACGCUGAUAACGUCGCAUAGCGUUCUCGUAACGAGGUAUAAUUCCCCCAAACUUCACGUAUCGUGGACCCGUACGUGUAGUAAUAGGUUCACGCAAAAAUCGGCGACGACAUUGUCGAUCACGGUUCGCGACGGCGCGAUGGACCGAUCCGCCGGCGACGACGACACCAUAUAA